Aureobasidium subglaciale EXF-2481 is the source of this 2077-nucleotide messenger RNA. RefSeq lists its product as uncharacterized. NCBI's taxonomy places the organism in Eukaryota, Fungi, Ascomycota, Dothideomycetes, Dothideales, Saccotheciaceae. The coding region runs from base 274 to 1917 and encodes 547 amino acids. The transcript has a single exon. The record is from RefSeq and is a predicted model, not a curated record.
GAGGCCCUUACAUUUUGCCUCACAAGAAACAACCGUUGUUGGAGACGAGUCCGAUUCGGCAAGCGUCAAAUAUUGGUCUGCCAAUUCUUCUUCAUCUUCACGCCAAAUUCGCGGCCGGGAAAUGAACAGAAAAUGUAUGCAGAAUUCGACAAAUGACUGAGGACACAAGGGCGAGCGCUAACAAGGGAACGCGCAGCAGGAUCCACCACUUUCACCGACUUUGUCAAGGACUUGACUACAGUACCUCCUUCGACAGUAAGAAGCUCAAUCAAGAUGACCGGAGCUCUCCCUGAAGCGUCCCCUGCCCCUACCACAGACUCGUCAAGACCACGCCGGCUACCUCCAGGGAAACCUGUCAGCUCCAUUCACGAUUCAGGUAUGUCUGAUAGCGGCUAUCGCAGUAAGGCUCCAUCUCCCUCUGCCUCUCACUAUUCCAAGGCGUCUGCAAAGGACUCAUCCAAUGUUGAUUUGCAGAAAGAUUUCAACACAGUCCCAGAUGAUUCCUUAGAAAGCUCAAUGACAGCAUUCAUUUCAGCCCUAUCAUCUCAUUGUAUCGUCUCACCUCGUCCCCUGUCUCCAGUCUCGGAUUGGGACGACUCAGCCAGUGUCUUUGGACACGUCUCGUCGCAAACCCUAUCCCCCAUAUCAAUCAGCAAAUCAUCAUCCAACAAACCAAUCAGCGUGCCUCCAUUCAGUGUAUCAUCGGCUCAACCAUCGGUAUAUCCCGGCACUCCUUCAAAGAGCUCGAGGAAAACAUCUCAACACUCGAAACAUACACAAGCGACUCUCGCAAGAUAUGACAACAAAGAAGAAGAAGACCACGAUUAUCGACCUGCAACUAUCACAACCAGCAAGCACACCGAAUCAAGACAUGAUAGUUAUCACAAUUGGAGAGUACCGAAGGACUCAUUGUACUCAAACUCAACAAGGGAUUCUCGACAACACUCAAAGGUGGAGACAGUUUCUUCAUCAUCGAGCAGCUCUAGACACACGGGCGGCGUACCUCUUCCCCACUUAAACGUAGAAACUAUCCCGCAACUAUUAAUACCGUCUGAAGAGACUCGCCAAAUGCUGUCUGGAAGGGACCAACCACCUUUCCCAUCAUUAGCAGGACUCAACACUCAGGAAGAAGGUGCCAACGUCGAUGAUCAAGUAUGGGACGAGUCUCCUAUGUCAGACGCAGCAGCAGAUUCUGGUUGGAUAGAUGACAUGCAAUCUGAAAAUGCUUCUUUCCACUCGCCAGAACAAGAGGCUUCCGGAUGGGAGGAAAGUCCAAUAUCGUCGCACCGCUCAAAGUCAUCACAGCACACCAGAUCACAUCGAAGCCGAACAAGCAGAUCCAGGUCUUCUCGUCAUCAGUCUGACCGAGCCACUGAACACAAAUAUGGCGAGCAAGGUUCACGGGCUGGAGAUGAAAGACAUUCUGAGCGUUCGUCGGCGAGAUCAGCAUCAUCUGUCAACAACGAGGAAGACCUACUCCCUUACCUGCCUCACCCUUCGGAUGAUGAUCGGCUUCCACCACCUGCUCCAACCCUCACUACUAUCUACGAAGAAUCAGAAAAUACCCUGUUAAGCCGCCAUACAUCAAGCAUACUGACAGAGGAACCUACGCGUUUCGCAAGACCGGGCGCAAUUUCGCCGCAUCCAUUGAGUUCUGUAUCUUCAGCUGCGACAGCACGAAAGCCGCCAACCAUUGAGCCACACAGACUUGAGUACCAGAGACCUUACAUCGAAAGCAAUUCGAGCUCGAGUGCUGCUGGAGGUGCACGGAGAAGCAGUCGAAGCAGAAGCUCGAGGACAAGGAUGCUAGAAGAGGCGUACCUUUCAGCAAGCAAAGGUCGCGCGACUAAGGAAGGGGUGACCGAGAGCGGUCGGGCGUCUGCGAAGCCGCGCGUUAGUGGCUGGAAGCUGUGGUGAUGUGAUCCUGGGAGCAGUCGUAGAGGAGACAGUCGCUAAGGGGUUUCUUGGGUUCGCCUGAUUGGCAUGAGAAGUUUCUGUUUUGGUACACGAUACCUAAUUUGCUUGCUGAACACACUAUUUGACUUGAUCGUCUUGCGUGUGUGCCAGACUGCGCCAU